Molecule: messenger RNA, 1515 nt
Organism: Tarenaya hassleriana
Lineage: Eukaryota; Viridiplantae; Streptophyta; Magnoliopsida; Brassicales; Cleomaceae
Exons: 1
Coding region: 176-1267 (363 amino acids)
Source: RefSeq, a predicted model, not a curated record
AUCUCCGCUCGAAAUGUUACAAAAUCCCUAAUUUCAAAAAGCCACCAAAUGAUAAAUUAAAAAAAAUAAUUGAAGCUUCACUUCACUUCCAUAAGUCUCCACUUGAAAUUCAUCAGAUUCCUCGAAUUUUCUAUCAUUUUCUCAUCCUUUUGUCUUCUGGGUGUUGGAGAAGAAGAUGAAGGCGUCGUUGAAGUUCCGGGAGGAGCAGAAGCCUCUGUUUAGGGUGAAAGUUCCUCUGAGCAUCUUGGGAUUGCCAUUUCAAUCUGGGAUUGUCGCCGGAGAAUCCAAGGAGCUUAGCCUGAAUCUCUCCACCUUCUUCGAAUCUGGACCUGCCCUCAAAAUCGCGUAUCGUCCCAACGAUACAUGGAACCCCUUCUCUCUCAUCGUCAAGACCGGAACGGGUUCGUUCGGUUCGCCGAUCUCGAGCUCCAUGCUCAUGAGCGCCGAGUUUAAUCUUCUGGGCAAGGGGAACCCUAGCUUUAUGCUCCAUUUCAAGCCCCAGUUCGGCGAUUUCUCCUUCAAGAAAUCGCACUCUUCUUCCGUCUUCGAUCGUAGUUUUCUCAAAUCCAUGAAUGGGUCCGUGUCGGAGGAGGAUUCGUCGAUCGAGGUGGUGGAUGCCCCCCCGGCCAACGGAUGCGGCGGAGGAUUCAAAAAGGUCACGGUUUUGCCAUCCACGACCGCUGGAGACAUCGCCGAGCUGCUCUCUGGCGUGGAGGUCGCUGCAAGGACGUCGCUUCCGGUGAGAGGACGCGCCGUCGUGAAUUUCAGGUGGGGAAUUAGGGUUCCCGCGGAGAUCAGGCACGAUGCUGAUCCAAUGGCUGGGAUUUCUCUGCGGAGGUUUCCUUUCCUGGUGAUGAACAAAAUAGGAAUCGAGCACGUUGAUGGCCCACACACCAAAGGAGGCAGACCCGCCAACGACCCGGGUAAGACCUCGGUUCAGAGUCAGGGUCUGCAUGGUGCUGACGUAGCGGAGGCGUGUUUGGCCGUGAAACGGCAACUAGAGGCGCUGCAAUCGGAGAACGGGCAGCUAAAGAGAGCCGUGGAGGAUCUCCGGCGAGAAUUGUCGAAUGAUCGACCAUUUUCUCCGGUGGCGAUGGAUUUCGGGUCGUCGAAGUACAGGGAAGCGGAGAGGAGCAACGGGAAAUCGCGGGUUGAUCGGAGGAACAACGAGAAGACGAUGUCAGAAUAUGGCGGGAACGGGAAGAAGAAUCCGGCGGAGAGCGACGUGACGGAGGAGCUGAAGAAAGCGUUAAAGGGAACCGCUUGAAGCCCCUUCCUCCAUUGUUGCAGUGUUUGAGCUAAGUUUUCAUCGAAUUCUUCACUUUGUUUGAAGCACUCUAUAAUAUUUCUCAUAGAUUCUGCAUUUGCAGGAUUCGCAAUGGCUUUGUACAUAAAUGUCAGAAAAUUCUGGUUCCUGAAAAUCUAAGCAAAAUCAGUGGAAAUUUACAGUGUUGGGCGAAAUUGUGAUUGAGGAUUUUGAUUUGGAUAAUUGACAAUAAGGGUAUCAUUGAUGAA